Larimichthys crocea (large yellow croaker) is the source of this 369-nucleotide messenger RNA. Its product is annotated as mediator of RNA polymerase II transcription subunit 9-like. The coding region runs from base 1 to 369 and encodes 122 amino acids. The transcript has 4 exons. Gene Ontology annotation, biological process: regulation of transcription by RNA polymerase II. The record is from RefSeq and is a predicted model, not a curated record. Gene Ontology annotation, molecular function: transcription coregulator activity. NCBI's taxonomy places the organism in Eukaryota, Metazoa, Chordata, Actinopteri, Sciaenidae. Gene Ontology annotation, cellular component: mediator complex.
AUGCGAGGUGUCAAAGCUUUCCUCAUGACCCAAAUGAGAAAGAGGGCGACGGACUGCUCUUUGCUGCCUUUAGUUCAUGACAUUAUCAAAUGCAUGGACAAGGACAGCCAGGAUGUCCACCAAGAGCUGACCAAGGUGAAGGCGAAGAUCCAGGAAGCUCGGGAGCAGAUAUCCAACAUGGGCCCGAUAGACAGCAGCCGUCGGAGCACAGCACAGCAGCUGGCCACGCUGCGGGAGCAGUCCGCACCAAGAAACCAGCUGCUGCAGAAAUACAAAAGCAUGUGCAUGUUUGACGUGCCCAAGCAUCGUGAAAGCGAGGACUGGAUCACAGCACCGACUGGAGGAGCUCACGGAGAGAGUCGAGUGUGA